Messenger RNA from Seriola aureovittata, 1472 nucleotides. It is a transcript of the gene bet1l, whose product is annotated as Bet1 golgi vesicular membrane trafficking protein-like. The coding region runs from base 19 to 348 and encodes 109 amino acids. The record is from RefSeq and is a predicted model, not a curated record. Gene Ontology annotation, biological process: retrograde transport, endosome to Golgi; regulation of retrograde vesicle-mediated transport, Golgi to ER. Gene Ontology annotation, cellular component: SNARE complex; Golgi trans cisterna. The transcript has 4 exons. NCBI's taxonomy places the organism in Eukaryota, Metazoa, Chordata, Actinopteri, Carangiformes, Carangidae. Gene Ontology annotation, molecular function: SNAP receptor activity.
GUGACGUCACACAUCAACAUGGCGGACUGGAACAGAGGUCAUGGCUCCGUGGAGGACCUGCUGGAUGCUGAAAACAAACGUCUGGCCGACAACCUGGCCACCAAAGUCUCCAGACUGAAAUCUCUGGCAUACGACAUCGACAGAGAGGCUGAUGAUCAGAACGAGUAUCUGGACGGCAUGGACUCAAACUUCCUCAGUGCAACAGGCCUGUUGAGUGGCAGCGUGAAGCGUUUCUCCACCAUGGUGCGAUCUGGCAGAGACAAUCGCCGCAUCCUCUGCUACGUCUCCAUAGGCCUGGUGGUGGCAUUCUUCCUGCUCUACUACAUGGUCUCCAGGAUUCAACGUUGAUGUGAAAACCAGAUCAACCAGGAGCUGGUCCUGAUGUGGAGCUGAGACUUUUGAGACUCUGACGUCAUAUCUGAUUGAUUUGAAUCAUCCCUGUGGUUUUCCUGCACAGGAGAGGACUUUUUAACAAACGAACAGGAAAUGGACAAAAAAACAUUUUGUUGAAUUGUUGAACUGACCAGCAAGGGAUGGUGGAAACAUUAGCAGUCAUGGAGUCUCUAAAAAAAAAAAAAAAACUGGACUUUGGCCUUUCCUGUUGCAAGCCAGGAAGUCCCAAUGUGGGCAAACACAGGGCAGAGCCUGAAUGCAGGUGCGCAUGGUACCCACCACAGCUGAGUGUGAUGGGCCGAUGAACCCCAGAACAUAAAGUUCAGUACAGACCAACUGUCUCAGUUCCAGACUACACAAUAAUUUAAAGCAGAUUUUUAAUUGCAGCUGAUCUGUUCAUGCUGCAAAAUUGCUCAAGAAUAUAUAUUACAAACUAAAAAACACAAAAGAGCGAGUUGAUGUGGAUGAUACUCAAAAGAAAUGAAUGAACAACACACAUCUGCAAAAAAUAAUAAUACAUUUUCAUUUUUAGUGGUGAGACAGCUGCAAAGAGGACUUUUUAAGGAUGUUUUGUAGUAGCAAAGCUACUUUUUCCUGACAGUUACUAUAGAUUAUUCACUGUCUGCCAAUUUGUAUGUAGUGUGGAACUGGGACAAAGCAGGUGAUGGUUUGACAUUUUAAUAUGUUAAAUAAUGGCUUCAGUUGAUGGACAGAAGACAGGGCUACAGGUAAAUGUUCACAACACACACUGUAACAUGAUUCAGUUUUUUAGUUUUUUUUUAAACAAAAACAACAUUAAAACACCUGUGUUUUUCAGUUGUGGUUCAGUUUACUUCAGUGUGUGUUUGCAGCUCAGCCUGUUUCUUCCUAAUUAUUAUUAUUAAAAGUUGGGACCUGUCCUGUUCAUGGUUUACAGCAACAUUUUGUCUGUAACGUGGGGGUAGGGGACAUUUAAAAGGGUUGAAAAGUGUUUAUUUUCUUUAUGUGUUCACAUUCCAGACUCUUGACUGCUGAUCAGCCAAGGCAGACAUUUAAUAUUUUUAUUAAUACACAUGCAAUAAAUGGUUUUAAUUGUGGAA